Molecule: messenger RNA, 3485 nt
Organism: Octopus sinensis (East Asian common octopus)
Lineage: Eukaryota; Metazoa; Mollusca; Cephalopoda; Octopoda; Octopodidae
Product: UDP-glucuronosyltransferase 1A1-like
Exons: 3
Coding region: 438-2315 (625 amino acids)
Molecular function (GO): UDP-glycosyltransferase activity
Source: RefSeq, a predicted model, not a curated record
ACAGUACCACACUGUACAUACAUUCUCAAAGCUGGUUCUUAUUCUUUCAGUUUCAUUUACUAGACACUAAAUUGCAGAGGCUUAAACAAACAAACACUAACUGUCAAGCAGAAGAUAGGCAGGACAAACACAAACACACGCAUAUACACACACGCACGCACACGCGCAUGCACACAUACACAUAUAUAUGUAUAUAGCAGGUUUCCACACAGUUUCCACAUAUUAAACUCACUUACAAGGCAUUAGUGAAUCUGGGACCAUAGCAGAAGACACUCACCCAAAUUGCUGUGUAGUGGGAUUGAACCCCAAAUCACGUGGCUGCAAAACAAGUUCCUUAACCACACAGCUGUUCCUGCAUCUCUCUACGUGGUAAUAAACAAUCAGUUUCUUACUUGAAAACCAAGAGAAGGUAGGUCACAGAAUAUCCAGUGAGAAAGAUGAACACAAUGAGAACAUUCAAACUCAGCUUCUUCUAUUUAAGUCUAUUAUCAAUAAACCAACAAAGCAAAGCUGAUAAUAUACUUUUCCUUUCAAUGCCCGCUUUCAGUCAUGUUCAAAACCAAAUUCAUACAGCGAUGAAAUUAAAGGCAUAUGGCCACACAAGUUACUUCUCAUUACCACCUAAACUGAUAACUCAUUUCAAGAAUAAAGAUGGUAUUAAGUUCAUUCCUAUUAAAGAAGACCAAAAUGUAACUUCAUUUAUUGAAUUAUCAAUCAAAUUCUUUUUAAGAACAGAGGAAAUUAGCUGGCUUCAAAUAAAACAGGUCACAGAAUAUCCAGUGAGAAAGAUGAACACAAUGAGAACAUUCAAACUCAGCUUCUUCUAUUUAAGUCUAUUAUCAAUAAACCAACAAAGCAAAGCUGAUAAUAUACUUUUCCUUUCAAUGCCCUGGUUCAGUCAUGUUCAAGGCCAAAUUCAUACAGCGAUGAAAUUAAAGGCAUAUGGCCACACAAGUUACUUCUCAUUGCCACCUAAACUGAUAACUGCUUUCAAGAAUAAAGAUGGUAUUAAAUUCAUUCCUAUUAAAGAAGACCAAAAUGUAAGCAGAUUUAUUGAGUUAACUAUGAAAUACUUUUCAGUAAAGAAAGAAGGCAGCUGGUUUCAAAUUAAACAUCUGAUACAAAAUAUGUGUGACAACUUCCUCUUAGACAAUGAUUGGUAUCAUUCUAUAAAAGAACUAAAUGCCUCUUUCGCAAUUGUAGAUUCUAUUUUCUUUAGUCAGUGUUUAGCUAUUGUCCCAUAUAGGCUAUCAAUUCCAUUUCUAUUUCAAGGUCUGCUUUUUGGAGAACCUUUUUUGAGGCGAGUUCCUUGGAAUCCAGCUGUGUUUCCACUUCUCAGUUCCCCACAUUCUGAUAAAAUGACAUUUUUCCAAAAGCUUAAAAACACUCUCUUAACAUACAGCUUAUAUACCUUUUCCCCCUGGGCUCCCCCAUCAAAGAGUGUCAAGGAAUAUGCCCCAGAAAAAAAUGAUAUACCCUUUGAAAGCGUUUUGCGAAAAGCUCAGUUAUUCUUAACUGAGAGUGAUCUGUUACUGAGUUAUCCAAAACCCAGUCUCCCUUCUGAAGUAUUUAUUGGUGGAAUAGCAACUCAUCCUGCAUUGCCUCUACAAGGUGACAUAAAGGAGUUUGUUGAAAGGUCUAAGCAUGGAAUCAUCAUUGUUUCCUUUGGAGGUUACAUAAGAGAGUUACCAAAAGAGCAUAUAGAGAAGAUGGAGAAGGCUUUUAAAGAAAUAAAGUAUGAUGUCAUUUGGAAACAACCAGAUUCAAAGCAAUUAGCAUCAAACAUCCUCAUAAAACAAUGGUUGCCACAAAAUGAUCUUUUGGGUCAUCCAAAAACAAAACUCUUCAUUACACAUUGUGGAAUAAAUGGUCUAUUUGAGGCGCUUUAUCAUGGAGUCCCCAUUCUCGGAUUACCAGUAUUUGCAGAUCAAUUUCAAAAUGGCCUUCAAAUGCACGUAAAGGAAUAUGGAAUUUCUAUGGAUAUAUAUAAUUACAAUAAAGAUGAACUUGUAUCAAACAUUAACGAACUGAUUGAGAAUUCAAAAUAUAAAACUAAUAUAAAACUUGCCAGUGAAAUAUUUCAUUCCCGUCCAGAACACCCAGCAGAAAGGGCUGCUCGGUAUGUAGACCAUGUGAUAAAGUAUGGCGGAGAUUAUUUAAGAUCGCCCUCUCAAAAUAUGCCUCUUUACCAAUUUCUCAUGCUGGAUAUCUAUGCUACAUUUCUGGCUAUAAUCAUAGCUGUUGUGUUGGUUGUUAAGUUUGUGGUUUCAAAAUGUUAUCGAUGUUGUUUUGCGAAAAAGGAGAAAACGGAAUAAACAGAAGCAAUGUUAUUGUAACUGACUGGUGAGGCAAUGAGCUGGCAGAAUUGUUGCUAUGCUGGACAAGAGUAAGUAGCAUUAGAAUCAACACCUUUUAGCCAACGAACUAGAAGUUUGUUUAUUCCUGUAACAUAAAAAUGCGGAGUUCUGGGGCUGGUGAACACUUUGAAUGUAAUUUCAGCAUCGGCUUGAUUUUUGAACUCCCACAGUAAAAUAUCAAGGUGCUUAUAAAAGUGGCAGGCAGUAGGAGAAAGGUCUGAGGAAAUAACUGGGUGGGGAGGAACUUUGUAGCCAAGUUCCCUCAACUUCAGGAGUAUCAUUAGUGAAACAUCUGGUCAAGCAUAGCCUUGAAGAAUGAUUGGCUCUCUUCUGUUGACCAGUCUGGGAUGGAGGAGUAGCAGUUUUUCAUUCAAUUUACCGACUUCAUGGCAAUAUGUUUCUGCAAUAAUGGUUUUUUCUGGUUUUUAAGAAGUUAUAGUCGAUAAGUCUAGCAGUACAGCACCAAACAUUCUUUUUGAAGGGCUCAGGUUUAGAGAAGGUUUUCUGUGCUUCAUUUUGGUCCAAACACUGUGAAGAACAUUUUUUAUAAUUGUACAGAAUCCUCUUUUCAUCUCAAGUUACAAAAUGGUUGAAAAAUGGACAGCUCUAGCAACAAAGAAGUGACAAGCAAAUUUCGUAUCUGCGCAUUUUCUGAUUUUCAUUCAAAUCAUGUGGUACCCAUUUGUCAAGAAUUUUGUGGUUUUCCAAUCGCAUGCAAAUGGUUGCAGGCAGUUUCCUGGCUAACUGGAAGUUCUUUUGCCAGUUCUUGAGUGGUUUUAUGUGGAUCUUUCUCAAUGACUGUCUUUUAUUGACCAUCAUCGAUGACAGCUGGGCAUCCAUUAUGCUCGCAAUCUUCAAAGCUCAGGUUUCCACCAAUAGAUCGGUUAAACCAUUUUCGAGCUGACCACUCACUGGUCAUUUCCUCACCAAUCAUUUCUUUGAUAUUGCAAGCAGUUUCAGCUGCUUUACGUUCUUGUUUGAAGUUGAAUUGCAAAAUUAUUUGAACUUCACACUCUGACAGUUCCAUUUCAGAUGAUUGUAACAACAGUGAAAAGUAUAUCACUGUAAAUUUAUUGAUGCAUUUGGGCAAUUCUAUGUCUGUAUUAUCAGACAGUUGCAAAAAAAAAU